AUGUCUAAUCCCACAAUGAAUAGCCCCGAUGAUGGUUCGCACAAGCGCAAGAGAACUGCCUCGGAGGAUCUAGGGCCAGAUCCCCAGCGUCUCAACCGCUCUUCUCACGGCAGCAACGGCAGCAUGGGAGACAACCAACACAACUUCGGCCACAGUCUGGGCAACUAUGAUCACGGACUUCCUAACACCGGAGCCGAAUUGAACAUUGAUCAACAGAUCCUGCAACACGUCGGUCCUCAGAACGGCCUGUCUGACGAUAAUGCUUUAACCGCCAAUGCCAAAGCCGCUCUGGCGGCCCACACCCCUCAACACAAGUACCCCCCUCCUCCCGAUGCCGGCUUCGACGCCAGCAAUCUCACCCAAGGACUAUCCUUUGGCGAUGAGAUGAACCAAACUCCUAUGGGUGGUGGCCACAACCACAACUCCACCGCCGCUGCGGUCUAUGCCGCGCGUGAGGCCCAAAGCAUGAACCAGAAGCCCACCGUUGGCUCCCCUGAGUGGCACCAGAUCCGCAAGAACAACCACAAAGAAGUGGAGCGUCGACGUCGUGAAGCCAUCAACGAGGGAAUUAACCAGAUCGCCCGUCUCGUGCCAAACUGCGAUAAGAACAAGGGCGCGAUACUCCAACGCGCCAUCGAAUACAUCCUUCAGCUCCAGGAAGACAAGAAGAACGUCGAAGAGCAGUUCGAAAAGCACAGUCUCACAACGAACCACGCCAUCAACGAGCUCGGCGGUUCCUGUCAAAAACUGAAGGGCGAGAUCGGCCGACGCAACGGAAUUGCUCUGAAGUGGCUGACCCGUUGCCGGGACGCGGGCCUAGAGUUCGAUGACUAUGAAGAGUCAAAGCAGCUAGAGACACUGGAGAUCGAAUAG
Molecule: messenger RNA, 873 nt
Organism: Penicillium olsonii
Lineage: Eukaryota; Fungi; Ascomycota; Eurotiomycetes; Eurotiales; Aspergillaceae
Source: the annotation of a GenBank genome assembly